Molecule: messenger RNA, 4667 nt
Organism: Gasterosteus aculeatus aculeatus (three-spined stickleback)
Lineage: Eukaryota; Metazoa; Chordata; Actinopteri; Perciformes; Gasterosteidae
Gene: stk32a
Product: serine/threonine kinase 32A
Biological process (GO): protein phosphorylation; regulation of signal transduction; G protein-coupled receptor signaling pathway
Molecular function (GO): ATP binding; G protein-coupled receptor kinase activity; G protein-coupled receptor binding
Source: RefSeq, a predicted model, not a curated record
UGCCAAUUUUAAAGUGAUACAUGCUGCUUGUUUUCAGGUUGUAUUUUAAUAGUAGCGCACAACCCGCGGAUCUCAGACCACGACCCAGGGGACAACCACUCCAAGGGACUCACACGGAACUUACUUCACCCGCGACGUCAAUCCAGUCAGUGUCUUUGUGGACAUUCAUUAGAGGAUGCAACUUUUUUUUUUAAAGGAUUAAUGCUGAACGACACGGCGGAUCAGCCCGUGAAACGUGCGUCUCCAGAAGGCGCGCGGGUGUCCAGCGCAUUGCCCACCGCGUCGAUGUGGAGAAGCUGAGGCGGUUUCUCCAUCGUACCCCGUCGCAAGUCAGGUCUCUCUGUGUGGUUCCGUUUUAGGGGAGGAGGGGGCGGUUCUUUGCGCACGGGCGUCCCGGUGCGUCGUCGCACGGACAUCGAAGAAAUGAUCCUCUGAGCUGCACUGUUGCUCCCCCUGUGUCGCCUCACCUCUCUGCAGCAAACCGGCCUGGAAGCGGUCCCAUGCGCCCCCGACCCACCGGGCGCGUUCUAAGGUUGGACCAUCAGUCAGCGGAGGGUCACAGCCACUGAAACACAAGCCGCCCGCCUGGCGAGAGUCGAAGGUCUGCCAUCGUCCGUCCACACUGGGGUGAAGACACGCGGGAGACUUACACUGUAGCGCCACCGCCUCUGUGUGUGUGUGUGUGUGUGUGUGUGUGUGUGUGAGGUUGUGUCAAGGUGGGGAGUUGAGAGGAAGACGGGACCCAUCCAAGUCAGCAAAACCCAGCCAUCUACUGCGUGUGUGUGUGUGUGUGUGUGUGUCAGGGAUAAGCAGUGCAGCACUUGUGUGUGUGUGUGUGUGUGUGUGUGAGAGGGGCUGUUGGUGACCAGGCUAUGAGUGCGUCUCAGAGGGAGAGACCGUUGGAUGCUGAGCAGAGCUGAAGGAGCGGACCAGGAGAACCUUGAGAGGAGCAGCCAUGGGGCUCGGACAGUCCAGCAAGGCGGCGCUCGCCGAGGACACAGACGAGGUAAAUUUCGACAACUUCCAGAUCCUGAGGGCAAUAGGGAAAGGGAGCUUUGGAAAAGUCUGCAUUGUACAGAAGAAGGACACUAAGAAGAUGUACGCCAUGAAGUACAUGAACAAGCUGAAAUGCGUGGAGCGGAACGAAGUGAGGAACGUCUUGAAAGAGCUGCAGAUAAUGCAGAACCUUGAGCAUCCGUUCCUGGUCAACUUCUGGUAUUCCUUCCAGGAUGAGGAGGACAUGUUCAUGGUGGUGGACCUGCUCCUGGGAGGAGACCUGCGUUAUCACCUCCAGCAGAACGUCCACUUCUCAGAGAGCACCGUCAAGCUCUACAUCUGUGAGCUGGCCUUGGCGCUGGGAUACCUCUGUACCAAGCGCAUCAUCCACAGAGACAUCAAACCUGACAACAUCCUGCUGGAUGAACACGGACACGUCCAUCUGACAGACUUCAACAUCGCCGCCAUUGUGAAGGAGGACCUGAAGGCGACGUCCAUCGCUGGGACCAAGCCCUACAUGGCUCCUGAGCUGUUCCAAACCUUCGAGGGGUCCCACCCGGGCUACUCCUUCUCUGUCGACUGGUGGUCGCUGGGCAUCACAGCGUACGAGCUGCUCAGAGGACAGAGACCUUAUGUGAUGAGAUCCUGUACACCUGCUAAUGAGAUCCUCCAGACCUUCCACAAGGUCCACCCCAGCUACCCGGCAGCCUGGUCUUUGGAGAUGAAGUCUCUACUCAGAAAGCUGCUGUGCAUAAAUGUCCAGAAGCGCAUUUCGUGUCUAGCAGAGCUGCAGGAUCUGGACUACAUGUCACCUGUCAACUGGGACGCUGUGCUCAGCAAACAGCUUCCACCGGGCUUUAUUCCCAAUAGGCGGAGACUAAACUGUGACCCCACAUUUGAGCUGGAGGAAAUGAUCCUGGAGUCCAAACCACUUCACAAGAAGAAGAAACGGCUCGCAAGAAAAAACAAGGAGCAGGGAUCUGACGGGUCUCCACAGAACGGUCAGCUGCAGCAGAGAUUGGAUAAUGUCCACAGAGACUUCAUCGUCUUCAACAGAGAAAAAUCAAAGAGAGCGGUGGACUCGGCGGUCUCCUCUGAGCUGUCCACGAGCGAGAAGAACAAGGCGAUCGAGGACGGCCAGAACAACAACGUCGAACCGGCUGCAUACUUAUCAGGAUAGCGCGCCGUGACCCCAAACCUAAUCCCCCUUACCACUUGCACCUGCCCACAGCUUGUAGAUCAGCAGUUCACACAACGACACACACCCUCCUGUCGGCACAGGCACUCAUCUCUCAUGUUCCUUCCCCCCAAAACAACAACACAUCCAGAUCUGCAGAUGUGCGCCAGCGUAAUGGACUCCUUGAGGAGAAGCCAUGCAAGGCCGAGGCUUUUUUUUUUUUUCGCGCUUUGCCGUCGCAAAAGAAGGACGACUCUCAGCAGAGUGUCACUGGUGUCACACUCGUCUACAUCACUCCGGUGCUCAGCGGUCCGCUCGGCCUCCACUCUGGGCGGCGAGCUGAAUUGGAAAGGAGGUCACCCUCCCCCUUUCCAAAAAACGAGGAGGAGACAAUGCCCCACCUGCUCGGCUGUUUCACUGAUAAUGUCUGACGUGGUUGUCGGUGCGUUGCGCCCACGUGCUGCCGCUGACUCGGGCGGGACACUCGGAUGACUGUUCUCAGUCGGCGCAUUCGGUUGGUUCCAGUUAUUUCAACACGACAGGGGUUCUCCAGUGCGACGGAAAUGGACCCGACGUGAUGGCGGACUUGAGCACGAGACUAAGAGUACGACGCGUUCAAUCGGAGAGGUUAAUAAAGGUGUAUUGAGGUCUUUUUUUAUUUUUAAGAGCGCAACCACAGAUUCCUCUCAGAUAGAAAAUGAAGAGCUGAACUGUAGGCUUGGGCAUGAAUGGCUCACUUUAUUAUAGCAGCAGAUCCAUGGUUGUAGCGGUCAUUAUGCUUAGCUUAGCUAGUCAGGCUAUCAAAGGCAUUUUGUGCAAUGUCCCAGGGUGCGAGUUUUAAUUUCCCUUCUAAAUGCUCCUAGUUACUAUUGAGUCAAAACUAAAUUUGAAAUGCAUUUGGCUCAAAAUGUUUUUACGGUUAACCUUGAGGAUUCAUCCUCGACCUUGGAUGUUUUAUGAAGUCGCUGACGUUAAGCCCACCAGGUGUGGCGGAAAGCUCGGGGUGAAAAAAGAACUUUACUGAUCAGGCUGCGUAUGACCAGCGGGGUCCUUCGAUAGACUUAUAAAGCCAUGAAAAUGUAGAAAUAGGUUGACGGUAGGUGUUAUAUGUUUUGCACUGAAUCUUGCUUUGCACAUGCUUCCUCAUCAACUGCAGCAUUUAUGCACAGAGAGACUAAAAAAAUCCAAAGCUGUGAGUGAACACUAAUUCCCUUAGGGAUGUUUUUAUAGAUAAGGAUUAAGCUGAGUCCUAGAUAAGGUUUAUUUUCAGUUGCUGUAUGCGUUUGAAUUUGUUUCUGUCCAAUAAUAUUUGUGCCCUUCCUUCUUUUGUAUUGAAUACAAACCAAUAACCAAUUACAUGUGCCACAUGUCUAUACAGUACAUUUCUAUUCAACAUGAAAUGCCCCCGUAGGGUGAUACAUUCUGGGAAAACGUUCUUGUGCAGACGGUAUUGAACAGUUAAUUUAGCCCCAGCUGGAUAACACGGCGAGGAGGAAUCUUACUAUCGAUGUUCACAUUCCCGGUUGUUUACAAGAAAACACAAAUUAAGCAAAUUAACACCAGGCCAGACAUUGCGCCUUUGUUCAUACGAUUUAAAAUGUACUCUGUCUGAAACUAUAUGUCUAAGAAACCACACCUGCCUCUGAAGCCUCAGAGGGAUGCCUUACGACGUAGAAAUGGCACACGGCUCGACCCGUCAAUCUGAAACCGGAGCUUUUUCCACAAUCAGUAAGUAAAUGUUCUCUCCACUAACGUCUGGUCAUCCUACUGACCUCAAGCUUAACUCGAUCCUUCAAAGUCUGCGACACUUGUUAUAAUAUUUAAAAUCGAUUGUUACUGUUGGCACUUUUCUAUUGGAAGUUGGUACAACUUUGUGUUGUUGUUGAUGUUAUUGUUGUUGUUGUUGUUGUUGUCAUUGAUGUAAAUUUACAGAUCCAAAAGUGGUUCCCUGUGUAGGUUAUGGGAUGUAGAGGGCUAGUUUAACAGGUGGAGUGAGCCGGGAUACACUCAAAUGGUAAUUGUGUUACUUACUUUGUCCACAUAUAACAGGUACCAGAGGAGUUGAGUUUAUCGUGACAUAAACAUCUGAUGUGGACGAUUCAAAAAGUGAAUAUUUGAAUAAUACUCGACAAAUAGUAUAUUUACCCAGGUAAUAACAUUUCUUCAACAAAACACCCCGACUUUAAAAACGUAAGCCGUGAAACCGGUUUGUUCCACACAUGUGAAGUUCAUUCCAAUUAAGGUUUUGUUGUCCUUCAGUUGUCACUUUGUGUUUAUUGUAUUGAAAUGUGAUGGAGUUGCAAACUAUUAAGGUGUGCCUUAAAAAAAUGACUUUCUUUCUCUGAACCAAUCCGACACCGCGUUGUGCUUUAUUUCACUUCACGUCUUUCUGAAUGACCAUAUUUUAUUGGCUAAGCAUUAUAAGUAAAACGGGAAUGAAAGUAUUUAAGCAAAAUCAGAAACGUGGAAGGAUUAAAAAUAAGCCGAACUAAUA